This is a messenger RNA of Populus trichocarpa (black cottonwood), 858 nucleotides long. RefSeq lists its product as uncharacterized. NCBI's taxonomy places the organism in Eukaryota, Viridiplantae, Streptophyta, Magnoliopsida, Malpighiales, Salicaceae. The transcript is spliced from 2 exons. The record is from RefSeq and is a predicted model, not a curated record. Bases 83 to 652 code for a protein of 189 amino acids.
AGCAAUUAAUUGAUCCCUCCUCUCCUAUAAAGCAAACCCCACAAUUAAAAGUCCUUCGCUUUGGAGCUACCGCAAAGCAAAAAUGUCAAACAAGUCCCCAAUUUUUCCCAUGCCAGAACCUCAACACUUCAGCGACUAUGGCUUUGACCCACAAAUUGAUUACUUUCAGUUGUCGGAGGAAGCAAGAAAUCGCAAGAGAAAGACAAUAACAUCAAGGUUUUCCGUUGACUCCUUACACUUCAAGCUCCGAAAGCCCAUUUCAAAUGAAGAGUCUGCAAGUAGAAAGGUCCACAAAGCCAACAAGAAGAAGAAGAAAUGGUGGAGAAAUGCAAUGUUGUUCUUUAAGUGGAAGUGUAUCCACAGUAAUCACAAAGAUUACUAUCUUGAUCAUGAAGAAGAUGUGCAUGAAGCAAGGGCUAGAGCUUUCAGUGCUUCAAUCUCAGGAUCUGUUUAUUUAAUUGAUAGUUUAAGUGGGUCAAGUACUCCUUCCAGGUCCACUAGCAGACCGUCUUCAGGGCCUCUAGCUGGAACCUUGACUCCUGCAAGAAAAGGUGAUAUGGAGAUACCUUAUUUGAGCCUGAGGGAGCUUAACAUGGAGCAGCAACAGCAGAGGAGUUCUACUUCUGCUAAGCCAAUAUAUUUGGUCACUUAAAAUAAAACUUCCUCCAGUAUUGUAUUAUUGGGUCUGUUUAGUGACUAAUUACUUGUUGGGUCUUUUAGUUUUAUAUUCUUGUUGUCAUCUUUUCAGCAAGUGCAAACUGCAAAGGUGUUUGAUCCCUUUUCUUUUUCAUGAGUGUUUGUUGCUCCCCUCCCUUUAUUGAUUUCUGCAACUAAUGAAGAAACCCAGUUGUUUGACUA